Molecule: messenger RNA, 2238 nt
Organism: Trichoderma atroviride IMI 206040
Lineage: Eukaryota; Fungi; Ascomycota; Sordariomycetes; Hypocreales; Hypocreaceae
Source: RefSeq, a predicted model, not a curated record
AUGGCGUCACUUUCACCACCGCGGGGCUGGCUGCUGGUGCUCUGCAUCUGUCUCGUGCUGCUGCCGACCAAAGUCGCUGCGUUUGGCGCAGGGAAUAUUCCGUCGAUUGCGCAGGUCGAGGGCCACAAUUGGCGUCAUGGAGAUAUCGAGGAUAUGUUGACAACCGUUGCCUUCCUGCGUGGAAAGAAAUGGACGUCGAUGCUCAUCAAGAGAACCUACUUUGGCAACUGGCUUCGUGAUUACUCGCAGGCCAUUGACGUUGGCUCUCUCAAGGGCGUCAAUGCUCCCACAAUACGUAUCUUGGUCUGGAUUCUCUCCUUCAUGGCCUUUGGCUACGCCACAGAGGAGUUCGAAGUGACGGAAGAACGCCUGGGCUGUUAUCGUCCCGAGGAGCAUAUCGACAACCCCAAGGGCUACGCUGAUGGCCUUGAUGCUCGCACAUUCGACCCUCGUCUACGUGGCCCUGUUGAUCCUGUUGAAAUCGACAUCGAUAUGAACACUGGCAUGAAGAAUUACAUUGCCAACGAGAGUGGUCGAUGGGCUACGAGUGCCGGCUAUCUCCGAUACAGUUUUGCUCGAAGCAUCCACUUUGGGCGCCUUUAUACUCAUGGAUCAAAGAGCGGCAACGAGGCAGAUUUGAACGAAGCACUCAGGUGCCUCGGCCAGGCCUUGCACUGCAUGGAGGAUUUUAGUGCUCACAGCAAUUACUGCGAGCUAGCCCUCCGCGAGUUGGGCCACCGAGAAGUAUUCCCACACUGCGGAACUCAAUCAGAAAUUUCGAUCCAUGGGAAACAUGUGUUCCCCCUAGUGACUGGUACUUUUGGAGGUGUCGAUUUCCUGCAUUCUGUCAUCGGCGAGGCAAAUGAUCACUUCACCCAAUCCGAAGUCGACGAAGUUGAUAUUGCCCUCUUGAAUGCGGGUGGUGCCGGCGGCAGCGGCGGCGGUGGCGCUUCCAGAGGCCUCUUGGGAAUUGGCGCUCCACGAGAUUUCAUUUCUCUCAUUGCCAAGAUACCUGGCGAUGGUGCUGGCUUCGCCGCUCAAGCUAGAGAGCUCAAGGCCAUGUCAGAUGCUCAAGAUCAAGAAAACGAAGUGCGCUCUCGUUCUGAAGGAAACACCAACGUCAUUCCUGGUGUGAGCCCGAAUUUCGAUCCAGUCAAGACUGCGAAGCGGAUCUACCCCAUAUUGCAGUUCCGUGACAGGAUCGUCAAGGCCAUUAGCCGGGGAAUCGAAAAGAUCCCCGGCCUCGAGAAACUCCUCGAGCACAUCAGUGAGACGCUGACUGCCUUUAUCCUUGGUCUCCUUGCUCCUUUUAUUCGACCCAUUAUCAACCAGGUGUCCAAAACCUUGAAGGAGGGCUCCUCUGGCGUGCUCAGCGCCAGUGCCAAUUCUCAAUACGAGCCAUGGGAGAACCCCAGAAGCACGGAUCCAACGCACUCUAUGCUGUCAAAGGAUCAUUUUACAAACGUACUCAACUCUUGCGCGGGCCGUGUUGCAAGCACGGUUCUUCAGUAUACUGUCCCUCGUGUUCUCUAUGCAUGGGAGAACCCCAAUGUCCCCGUAGAUGAAGUCGCCAACGACGUACUGCGCGCAUUCCACCACCCAGCUCUUCGCCGCGGAGACGUUCAGAUCCAACAGGAAAUGUUCCGCACGGUACAGACCUGGGUUAAUGAGCAUCCUCGCCGGCACGACAUUGACCGUCUCCUGUCAUCGGAAUCCGUCAGACAGGGCAAAAAUCACAUCCUCAACCAGCAGAAGCAGAAGGGAGGCGGCGGUGGCCAUGGCCACGAUGCUUGGGAGACCAUCACCCAGCUUGGCCACGGCAAGGUCUCUGGAUCACUCUGGGAGCAGGUCAAGACUCGAGAUUUGAACUCUCUGGAAGGCAAUGAUGGUAAUCCAUCCGCCAACUAUAUGUCCAAUUCUCCAGCUCCUCCUUCGCGCUAUUCACCACCAGCUCAAGGUGGCUACGGCUACGGAGAGAGUGCCUCAUAUCACGCUCAGUCUCAUGCCGGAUCAUCACAGGGCCAUCCUGGUCAUUCCCAGGGCUACUCCCAGGGCUAUUCCAACCAACCGCAGUAUCAACAGCAGUACGGCGGGCAGCCUCAGCCUCUUCAUGGGUAUGGCGAUCCAGGCUAUGGUGGCCCUCCUCAACCGCAGUAUGCUCCGCACCAAGAGCACGGCCACGGCCAAGGACACCAACAUCAGUCAUCCCACUGGGAUUCACAGCAUGACCGCUAUUAA